Molecule: messenger RNA, 1269 nt
Organism: Periophthalmus magnuspinnatus
Lineage: Eukaryota; Metazoa; Chordata; Actinopteri; Gobiiformes; Gobiidae
Gene: clrn1
Product: clarin 1
Exons: 3
Coding region: 21-722 (233 amino acids)
Biological process (GO): sensory perception of sound; equilibrioception
Source: RefSeq, a predicted model, not a curated record
GGUGCUGUUCCCGGUGCUCGAUGGCCUCCUCGCGGCAGAAGACCCUCCUGUUCACCGCUGCGGGGGUCCUGGGGUUCGGGUGCGCGCUGGCCGCGGCCGUGGCCACGGGGCUGCCUCUGUGGGUGGACGCGCUGAUGCUGUGUCGGACCGGAGCGGAGCUGGUGAACGCCACCGGGGCCGAGCUGGAGCAGUUCCUCGGGGCCGUGAGCUACGGGCUGUUCACCGGGACCAGAGUGAGACACUGCGGGCUCGGGGGCCGGCCCACGCGCUUCUACUUCUUUCCAGACCUGUUGGCUCAGAUCCCGGCCGGUCUCCAUGUCACAGUCCUGGUGCUGUGCUGCUUCGUGGUUCUGUUCUCGGCUCUGGGUUCCGGAUUCUUCUUUUACAACGCCUUCGGUCGACCGUACCACACGCUCCACGGCCCCACAGGACUCUACCUCUGGAGCGCCAGCAGCUGUGGCUGCAGUCUCCUGGUGCUGGUCCUUUUCGGUUGUGAGGUGAAGAUUCGCCGUUUGUCUGAGCUCAUCUCAAAUUUUAACGAGUCGACGUUCGUGUUCCAGACGCAUGGCGAGCGAUACGAGCGAUCCUAUUGGCUGUUCUUCCUCGUGUCCUUCCUCCAGGCCACAAACGUGCUCCUGAUUCGUCUGUCCGGGAUCCACUUCCCCUUUCACCAAAAAGAGCCCACGGACGCAGAGACGGGCGCCGCCGACCUCAUGUACUGACCACGCCCCCACGCACUGACCACACCCACGUAGACAGACCACACCCACGUAGACUGACCACGCCCCCACGCACUGACUGAAGGACAUAACCUCAGCCUUGGGCGCAGCUGUUUUCUGUGUGUCCAUAGAUGCAGGAUCCUCUAGUGGCGGCUCCAGGUACUGCAGACAGAAUGUAUUUAUGUGAACUGUCCUGACAGGGCAUCCGGCUUUAAGGGCUGAUUCUGUACGAUACUUCUGUAUUUUCACAACAUGAACUUUUUUGAAUAUUUAAACCCUCAAAGUGCCUCAAAGUUAGCUUUGUAAGCAUUAGCCUAGCCCCGCUGUAGCACCUAUUGCUGUGAUUGGUCAGAACUGAUCACAUGGUACAUGUUUCUGUAGCUCAGGCCACUGAAAACAACACGACGCCAUCUUUGGUCCAUCUUCAGAUCUUCUGUGGUAACAACAGAAGCUCCGACAGGAUCAUGACUCGUGACAUUUACGUCUUUUUACACUUUAAACAAACUCAGAAAUAAACAUUUGAACAUUUGUGAAUUUACAUUUUACAAAC